AUGAAGAUGACGAUGACGACGGCGACGGCGAGACGCCGGGGCCCGGCCUCGCCCGCCGAGGCGGCGACCCUCGUCCUCGCCCUCCUCUUCCUCACCUCGUCCGCCGCCGCCGCCGCCGCCGAAGAGUACGACUACUACAGCUGGCAGUCGGACAACUUCCACAACGGGCGCUUCUACGCCAAGCAGCCGCAGUGCGUGGACAUCCCCGGCGACCUGCGGCUGUGCCACGCCGUGGGCUACAAGCGCAUGCGGCUGCCCAACCUGCUGGAGCACGAGACCAUGCCCGAGGUGCGGCAGCAGGCGGGCAGCUGGGUGCCGCUGCUGGCCAAGCGCUGCCACGGCGACACGCAGGUGUUCCUGUGCUCGCUGUUCGCGCCCGUGUGCCUGGACCGGCCCAUCUACCCCUGCCGCUCGCUGUGCGAGGCCGUGCGGGACGGCUGCGCGCCCGUCAUGGAGACCUACGGCUUCCCCUGGCCCGACAUGCUGCAGUGCGACAAGUUCCCCGUCGACAACGACCUGUGCAUCCCCAUGCAGUCCUCCUCCGCGGGGCACGCCACGCAGGCGCCAGCCUCUAAGGUCUGCCCGCCCUGUGACAACGAGCUGAAGGCUGAGACCAUUUUGGAGCACUACUGCGCCAGCGACUUCGCGCUGAAGAUGAAGAUAAAGGAGGUGCAGAGGGACCGGGGCGACCGGAAGCUGGUGGCGGCGCAGAAGAAGAAGAAGGUGUUGAAGAUGGGCAGCCUGCGGAAGAAGGACCUGAAGAAGCUGGUGCUGCACCUGAAGAACGGGGCCGACUGCCCCUGCGCCCAGCUGGACAGCCUGGCCGGCAGCUUCCUCAUCAUGGGCCGGCGCGUGGAGCAGCAGCUGCUCCUCAUGGCCAUACACAAGUGGGAGAAGAGGAGCAAGGAGCUGAGAUACGCCAUCAAGCACAUCAAGUCCCAGCAGUGCCCCACCUACCACACCGUCUUCCAGUGACCGCACACCUACCGCACACACACACCUACCACACCGUCUUCCAGUGACCACACACCUACCACACCGUCUUCCUGUGACCACACCUACCCCACACACACCUACCACACCGUCUUCCAGUGAACACACACCUACCACACACACCUACCACACCGUCUUCCAGUGACCACACACCUA
This is a messenger RNA of Conger conger (European conger), 1149 nucleotides long. RefSeq names its product secreted frizzled-related protein 5-like. The record is from RefSeq and is a predicted model, not a curated record. The coding region runs from base 1 to 975 and encodes 324 amino acids. Gene Ontology annotation, biological process: canonical Wnt signaling pathway; negative regulation of canonical Wnt signaling pathway; non-canonical Wnt signaling pathway. The transcript has 3 exons. NCBI's taxonomy places the organism in Eukaryota, Metazoa, Chordata, Actinopteri, Anguilliformes, Congridae. Gene Ontology annotation, molecular function: Wnt-protein binding.